This is a messenger RNA of Coregonus sp. 'balchen', 15042 nucleotides long. Lineage: Eukaryota; Metazoa; Chordata; Actinopteri; Salmoniformes; Salmonidae. The record is from the annotation of a GenBank genome assembly.
AUGGGAUCCCCACGGCAAUCAGCUCCAGCCAAUCAACAACAGCCUCAGCAGAGAGGGCCCAAUCAGCAUGCAGGGCUACGGCCGACUGGUCCUCAACAACAACAAAAACCACUGGGUGCCCAAGUAAGUGGCCCUCCUUUCUCCCCUGCCAAACAGGCAGGACCCACCUCCCAGAGCAAGGCGCCUGCCCAACCCUCCCCUACCAAGGCACAACCCUCCCCAGGUAAGAGUGCACACUCCCCUGCUAAAACAGCCCAGCCCUCCCCUGCCAAGGGUGCACCCUCCCCCAAUAAAACAGCAUCCACCCCUGCUAAGGGCACACCCUCCCCCGCCAAACAGACAGGACCCACUGCCCAGAGCAAGGGUCCUGCCCUGCCCUCUCCAGCCAAGGGCGCACUGUCCUCUACUAAAACAGCAUCCACCCCUAUCAAGUGCGCACCCUCCCCUGCCAAACAGACAGGACCCACUGCCCAGAGCAAGGGACCUGCCCAGCCCUCCUCUGUUAAAGCUGCAUCCACCCCUACCAAGGGUGCACCCUCACCUGCUAAGGGUGCACCUACCCAACCUAAACCCAACAAGCAGGCCGGUAAACAGCAGCAGGGCCAGGAUAAAACUAAAGUCGUCCACAAAACUCAAAAGGAAACACAAGCCAAAGCCUCGCCCAAGAAGGGACCACCUGAAGCCAUUACCACAUCAAAAGAUGAAAAGAAGAAAGCCGCUGAAGAUUCGCAGGAGUCAAAACACCAUGAAGUGAGCGUCUUCACCACCGUUAUUCUUCUUGAUUUACCACCAGAAUUUUAUUUACCUUCAUUUUAGUAAUUCUUGUCAUCGUCGUUGUCACCAUCAUCAUCAUCAUCAUCAUCAUCAUCAUCAUCAUCACUAUGAUCAUUACAUCAUUCUCAUCCCACCUGUCUUCGGCAUCUCCAUGCAUCAGCCGUUUACGAUCAUGCAUCAGCUUUGGUAUCUUUUCUUCAUGUUUUUAUUAGUUCAAUCAUAAUGUUAAGCCUGUAUGAUCUGUAAUAUGGUCAUCCUUGUCUCUGGGAUUGUAAUCAUGAUUCAUCAGUGUUAUUAGCUAACAUGCAAUGCACCGUUUUUUAACUUAAUCAUUAUAUUUUGAUCAGAUUGUUUAUUCUUUACCAUCAUUCAUCAUUCUUCAACAAUGGAAGAGAUUGCAUUGCACAUUUAAUUAUACAAGCAUGUAACCAAAAUAUCAUGUUUUUUCUUUGUGUUUUAUUGUUGUUUGUCUUUUUGUUGUUUUUGUCACUUUUUAUCUUAACCUUUUAUAGUCAUAUUUGUGUGCAUUACAUUGUCUGCAAUUGUUGCCUGUGCUUUAAUAACGUUCAUUACAUUAUCAGUUAUAGUUGCCUGUGCUUUAAUAACGUUAAUUACAUUAUCUGUUAUAUAUUUGCCUGUGCUUUGAUGACUGAAUUAUUUUCAAUGCAAUUAUUCUCUUGUCUUGCCAGAAUAGUAAUACAGCCUGUAUAAGCUCCAGUGCUUUUAUUCCAACCCCUAUCAUCUGUGAAACAAAUGCCCAUAAAAGUGACACUGCCGAUGAGUUAGGUGAAACGAUAGGAAAGAAAGGGUUUACUGAUGCCUGUAAUAUACUUUUUGCUACAGAAAUUAAUUAAGUCAGGGGGCAACAGGACUGAUGCUAAUACUGGCGUCUGACCUGUCUCUCUUGUUUCUCUCUUUCCUUUAGGAUUCCAACAAGUCCAGCACACAGAGCCUCAGUGACACGGGCUACUCCUCAGAUGGGAUCUCCGGCUCCGUGGGCGAGAUCACAGGCCAUAUCCGUGAGGAUCCUGGGUUGAAGCUGGGUGAACGAGGCCCCUCCAGCCCCUCUGAGAUCACCAAGCUAGAGAGCUCCAUGCGGCCACUGCUAGAGUCCAAGUCCAAGUCCGCUGCAGACCAGGGCGAGGAGUACAACUCGGAUGGGGUGGUGUCUGACGAUCUCAGUCCCAAGCUGCGCCACGACUAUGUGGAGGACAGCAGCGAGAGUCGUCUGUCCCCCUUACCGCCCAGGCAGAAGAAGUCCCAUAAAGAAAUUACAGAUGAGGAGUUCAUGAGGAGGCAGAUCAUGGAAAUGAGCGCUGACGAGGACGAGAUGGAGGAGGAGGAAGGGUACGGCUACCAGAAAAACAAAAACAAAAAGGAUUUGGGGAAAGAGAAACGACGCAGCCUCACCCACCAUUCCAGUAGUUUUGAGGAGGAUACCAAGGAGGCAGAUGGCGAAGACGAUGAAGGUAUGAUGGCUUCCCAAGGAGGCCUGCGGCGGUUUAAGACCAUUGAGCUGAACAACUCAGAGCAUGAUCUCAGAGAGCCAGAGCUGGAGAUGGAAAGCCUGACUGGAUCACCAGAGGAGCGGUCGAAGGGGGAGUAUUCAUCCACCCUCCCUGCCACCACUCCCAGUUACACAUCUGGCACGUCACCUACCUCCGUGUCCUCCAUGGAGGAUGACAGUGACAGCAGCCCCAGCCGCAGGCAGAGACUGGAGGAAGCCAAGCAGCAGAGGAAGGCUCGCCACCGCUCCCACGGCCCACUCCUGCCCACCAUCGAGGACUCAUCCGAGGAAGAUGAGCUGAGGGAGGAAGAGGAGCUUCUGAGAGAGCAGGAGAAGAUGAGAGAUCUGGACCUCCAGAGGAUCCGCAGCACAGCCAGGAAAACCAAGAGGGACAAAGAGGAGCUAAGGGCCCAGAGACGUAGAGAGAGAUCCAAGACUCCCCCCAGCAACCUCUCUCCCAUCGAGGAUGCAUCCCCGACAGAGGAGUUGAGACAGGCAGCAGAGAUGGAGGAGCUCCACAGAUCCUCCUGCUCCGAGUAUUCCCCUUCCAUGGACUCAGAGGCAGAGGGCUUUGAAAUGAUGGGCUCCAAGCUCUACAAGUCAGGAAGCCACCACAACCUACCCACCUUCAUGUCCCUCUACUCCCCAACUGAAAAACAUACUGCCACUUCACCGUUGGACAAGACACUGAAAAGUGCAGAGGAGGUGUAUGAAGAAAUGAUGAGGAAAGCAGAGAUGCUGCAGCAGCAGCAGGGACAGCCAGGAAGGCCAGGCCAACAACAAGGAAGUCCACAAAGGCAACCGGCUGGAGCACCUCAGCCUGGCAGCAAACAACAUCUAGGCACUGGAGCACCUCUAACCCCUGGCUCCAGCCCCACACAAAUCUCUGCACCUGUUUCCUUCUCCUCAAACGACCCAUGUGGGGCUGGAAAAGGGGUCCCCCCAGGAAUCAGUGUGACACAGCAUCUAUCAAAAGAAACCCAAGACCGGAUGAGGAUGCAGACUGCCAAAAUAGGAGGUGUUAUCCCCCCGGUGGCUGUAAGACCAGGUCCUCAGGGACCAGCACAGGGGGCGCCUCCUCCUGACUCUGGAGCGCCUUCCAUCGCAUCCUCCCUCUUCUCCUAUUUCAAAGGCCCCAGUCCUCCUGUUUCCCCUUCCCCCUCUCCCUCACAGAGCCCCACUCAUUCCCUGUCCCCACGACCUACAGGGCCUGGGGUGUCACCACAACCCACUGGGCCUGGGGGGUCCCCACAACAUUCUCAGCCUGGCGCUGGGGGCCCAACCUCCCCAGUACCGCUGCAACAACAUGGACCCCAGAUGCCUCAAAGAGCAGCAUCGCCAUGCCUUGCAAGACAACAGUCCUCCUCCAACUCACCAGUAAUGGAGAUAACGCUGGGCUCUAAGACCACCACCAGUCCUGCCAAGCCUCUGACUGUAAACUCCUCCACUUCUCCCCUGUCCUCGCCAACAAAGGCUAUCCGUCAGCCCAUGUGUCAGCAACAUAUUCCUUCAACGAGCUCUCCAACGUCCCCACAAAUGCACCCAUUGCAACAAUCCCCUCAACAUGGUUUACAGAGGCUCCAAACUGCAGAUAGGGUUAAUAUAGGUAUAAGCAUGACAAUGACAACCACAGCUACCACAUACAGUCGUGGGUCAAUGUCAAUGGAAAAUAUCUCCCUAUGUAGGCUCUCCAAUGUCCCAGGUACCUCUAGGGUCGUAGAGCAGGGCCAAAUGCAAAUGCAUCCGAGUGGACCUGCACCUGUAGUGGACUUGAGAGCACCAAUGAAGGCCGCCCCAGUCAUCAUGACAGACCAGGGCAUGGAUCUAACAUCUCUGGCAACUGAUACAAGGAGGUAUUCCCUCGAUGCUGAACAACCACCCAACCGUCACAAAGCAGUGCAGCCACUGAAUGCAGCCAUGAACCUGAAUGCACAAGAGCAGCCGCACGUUUCAGCAUCCACUCCAACAACAGUCAGCGUCACCGUGGCAGCGUCCAUGUUUAUAUCUCAGCCAAAGGGGCAUCCAGUGGUUUACGGAGAUCCCUUGCAGAACCGUAUGGAUCUGGGGCAAGGCGUUGGGUCAGCAAUGUGUCUAACACAAACUAAGCCACCCAUCACUGACCCGUCCAUUCCUAAGAUUGACGCGUGUCUGGAGGAUCUGGGCAUCCAGCAGCAGCAGCUCCAGAUGCAGCAGCAGAAGCUCCUACAGCAACAACAGCUCCUCGAGCAGCAGCUCCAGCAGCACCAGCAGUCUUCCUUUGCUCGCUAUAACCUAGCGAACCAGGUCCAGCCGCUGUUGCUGAAGAAAGACCUGGUGGUUAGCCAGACGAGCAGUAGCAGUGCCCAGCCUGUGGUCAGUGUCAGUGUGAUUCCUAGAGUAUCUCCCAUGCCUCCCCAGCCAGUGUCUGUAGUUCUACAUCCCUCUAACAAUCAACAUGACUAUGGUCAGAGUGGGCUUGCCUUGGAGUUGAAGAACAAACCCACAGUUAUGAACCUGUCCACUGGAAAGCCCCAUGUCAUGAUGGUCCAACUGGAAGAUAGCAAUGCCUCUCAGGUGGCCACCGUGACUCAGCUGGUCAAAGAGCCUCCUCCCCCUCCCCAGGUCCUGGAUCUCACUGGUGGACAGAUACAGAAACCAGAGAACCAAGUGGCUUGUUGUGACGUUGUUUACAAGCUACCCUUUGCUGGUAGCUGUGCAGGGAACUUAACUCAGAAAAAUUCUACCACUGAACCUUCCCAAGUCACUCUUCCACCCCCUGCCCCACACUACAUUGUAGGCCAGCAGCAGCAGCAACAACAACAGCAGCAGCAACAACAGCAACAACAACAACCACCUGGUAAUAAUGGCUACCAGGCAGCAAGCAUGCAAGGAGCACCAGAGGAGCAUAAACCUAUGCAGGGAGUCCCUCUAUACCCUAUACCCCCCGGAGGGAGGCUUCAACCUUCCAUGUCUGACACCAACCUGUCUAAUGCAGGUAUUCAGUACUAUCAGAGGACUGACCCUGGGGACCUGGCAGUGGAUCUGAGCACCAUUAAUCAGGCCUACGAAGGAGGAUAUCUUGGCAUGGGUGCGCAAUACGGAUCCUACACAGACUUACGUCAUCAAGGAGAUGUUGCAGGUCCUCCCUUGCCCCUACGAAGGUACGGCUCCAUGUCCAACAUCAACCAAGACUACGGCUAUGGUCAGGCAGGUUUACCGGACGCCAACCUGGCACAGUAUAGUGCCACCACUGCCAGGGAGAUCAGCCGAAUGUGUGCAGCUCUGAACUCUAUGGACCAUUUUGGUCAACGGUACAGCAACCCUGAGAUGAUGCAGUAUGGUUCUGGAAGUGGAGCAGGGCCUGCAGCCAGGCUCAACCUACAGCAAAGCUUAGCAUCAAUCCGAGCCAACCUGCUCUAUGGCCCUGACGGGAGGCCCACUGCACACGGCCAAGCCCUAACCAAUCUGAUCAAUGCCAGACAAGCAAGCAUACGGGCCUUAUAUCCGUCUGCAAUGAGAGGAGCUGACGGUAUGACAUAUUCCACCAUCAACACCCCAAUAGCCUCUACCUUGCCAAUAACCACCCAGCCCUCCUCUGUUCUGCGACCCAUGCCACGAGGAAUAUACCGACCUUACCCUGCAGGCGUGACUGCUGUACCACUGGCGAGCCUCAACAGGUUGCCUCAUAUGACCCCAAAGAUGCCUCUGUCCACACAGGGACAUUACGGGUACCCUCCUCCCAACCAGUUCCCUACAAUGGCUAGUGUUCCUGGAAGUGUACCUGCCACAAGCACCUCCACCCAAGAAGCUCCUGUCUACCUUGGGAAGCCUUCUGCAACCGUCUCUGUACACACGGCUGCAACCUUAACACCAGCCCAGCCAAUUGCUCAUAUGGGUGGACAAACUACUGCAAUGCCAAUUCAGUCUGUAGUAGUCCCUGCAAACCAACAGACCCCCCAAACUCAAAUCCAAGGGCAGAAUGUUACGACACACCCCCAUACUCAAACUCAUAUGCAAAUCCAAAUGCAGCAACAAAUACAGUCCCAAAUACAGCAACAAAUACAGUCCCAAAUACAGCAACAAAUGCAAACUCAAAUGCAACAACAAAUAGCAACUCAAACUCAAACUUCAUUUCUGACUCAAACCCAGUCCCAGCCUAUAACUCAGCCUGAUCCACAGGCUCUAGUGCAGCCCCAGCCCCAGACCACUCACCAGAUGGCUUCUACUGCAGCACCAAGCACCACCAUCGCCACUUCGGUCGACCCAGAGCUAGAAAAGGUAGAGGAGCGUUUGAGACAGCAGCAGGAGCAGAUGCUGCAGAUGGAGCGAGAGCGCGUAGAGCUGGAGAAACUUCGGCAGAUGCGCCUGCAUGAGGAACUGGAGAGAGACCGCAUGGAGCUCCAGAGGCACAGGGAGAAAGAACAAAUGCUGGUGCAACGUGAGAUUCAGGAGCUGCAGACUAUCAAACAGCAAGUACUGCAUCAGCAGCAAUCAGAGAGGGAGACCCAGCUGGUCAUGCAGAGGGAACAGCUAGCUCAGCAGAGGAUGCAACUGGACCAGAUCCAGUCGCUGCAGCAGCAGCUGCAGCAGCAGUUGGAGGAGCAGAAGAGGCAGAAGACUGCAGUAGUGGAGGCAGCGGCUGCGGCCGCAGCAGCCGAGGCAGCCGCUGCAUCAGCAGCAUCUGCUGCAGCCACUUCCACUCAAGGUGCCAUACAAGGGGUAGUAGUCGGAGGAGGAACCCCUCAAGGUGCCAUACAAGGGGUAGUAGUCGGAGGAGGAACCCCUCAAGGUUUCAUCAUCUGUGACCAGAGUGGUAGGGUGAUUCAACAGGACGGCCAAAGUGUGCAGUUCUGGCAACCCCACAUGGAAGGGCAGGUGGUCCAAGCAGUGGUGACCCCAAGGCCCAUACCAAACUCUGCCUCUGAGAUGUCCUUGAGAAACAGUGAGAAUCAGUUGGAGUCCAGGGUCAUGAAGAAGCAGAACUCUAUGCCUCGUCUUAGGGAUGGAUCGGAGGAGGAGCUGGUGAGGAGGAUUGCAGAUAGCUGUGUGCAGACGGACGAUGAAGAGGUUGAGGACAGGUACAUGAACCGCAGGGGCAGGAGAACCAGGCGGAUCGCCGACUGCAGCGUCCAGACAGACGACGAAGAUCAGGCAGAGUGGGAGCAACCGGUUAGGCGCAGGAGAUCGCGCUUAUCCAAGCAUUCAGACUCAAGCACCGAGGUCAAAUCCAAUGGAACCACCAAAGUGUCCUCCUCCAGCAUAGCCAUUCAGACCACCAACGACUCCUCAUGCCAGACUGAGGCAGACCAGUUGGGCAGGGUCUCACCUGCAAUCCACAUCACUGCGGCUGAGACAAACAAGGUGGAGCUGCUUCACUACAUCUCUGCCCCAGAGAGGACCCAUAAGGGUGAGAGCUUGGCCUGUCAGACAGAACCAGAGGCCCAGUCUCAGGGGGUGGUGGCCCCUCAGCUCAGCGUCCCCACUACCAUCAGCCCAUAUUCCACCACUAUGCAGAUGGUGGGCUCCACCCCACCUCCUCCCCAAGGGGUGGCCAAGUUCGAAAGGAGAAAACCCGACCCUCUGGAUAUCGGUUACCAAGGCCAGCAGCAGAACGAGUCCCCGUCUCGCCAGCCUCCCAAGUCUCCCCAGGUGCUGUACUCCCCUGUGUCCCCGCUGUCGCCCCAUCGGAUGCUGGAAACCACGUUCGCCUCCCAGGAGAAGCUCAACAAGGCACAUGUCACACCCCAGCAGAAAGCCUUCACUGCAGAGUCUGCUCAGCGUCACCAGAGCCUCCCCAGACCCAUCAAGAGUGUGCAGCGCUCCAUGUCGGACCCCAAACCCCUCAGCCCCACCUCAGAAGACCCUGCCAAGAACAGGUUCUCCCUUUACCAUCAGCAGGCCCUCUCCAACAGUCAGGUAUGUAAUAAGUUACAUUAUUAUUAUUAUUAUUUCACUUUCACUUCAAUAACUUUCACAUUAACACAUUACAUCAUAAUGUGACCUGAUAUGAAAAUAAAUAGGUACAUUGUAAGUUAUUUAGGCCCCGUGUAGCUCAGUUGGUAGAGCAUGGAGCUUGCAACGCCAGGGUUGUGGGUUCGUUUCCCACAGGGGGCCAGUAUGAAAAAAAUGUAUGCACUCACUAACUGUAAGUCGCUCUGGAUAAGAGCGUCUGCUAAAUGACUAAAAAUAAAUAUAUAUUUUUUAGAAAAGAACAAGCAUUUAACAAGACAGAAGACGUUUUUUCAUGACUAUCUUAUAUACAGUAGAGAGCAGAGAAAGUAAACAACAGAGUACUGAAGAGAGUGUGAUACUGAACAGACUAGAUAGUCCUGUGUGAGAGCACAGAUGCAUCACACAGGGUUUGGCAUCAAAGGACUGUCCAUGCUAGGCACCAGGCAAGCGUCCCCUCUAUUCCAUUAUACCAUCCUCUCUUUUUCUCACUCCAUAGCUUUCUCUGAUAUCCCUUUCUUUUUUCUCCUUUGCCUUUUCAAUCUGCUUUUUCUCUCCCACACACACACACACACACACACACACACACACACACACACACACACACACACACACACACACACACACACACACACACACACACACACACACACACACACACACAAACACACACACACACACACACCAUUUCUCUCUUUCUCCUUCAUGCUUUGCCUGCUAUAUCUGGCAAAGCCCUUAGAAAUGCCAGGGGGAGACAUAAUGUGGAGGCAUCCUGGUACAGCCCUGCUGUCUUCCGACAUGUUAGCAGCUGGUCAAAGUAAAGUCAGAUCCUUCUGUACUCAGUGCCAGGGCUGUCCGAUGAACAGGCACACAUAAGAAUCAUAAAAUGAUUUUUACAUACAUUUCUUGUUUUAUUUGUGCUGGCCAUACAUCAACAUUUGAAUAAAAUGGCAUUCUCACGGAUACUUAAUAAAUUCACCAUGGGUCUACACAACUCCUAAACUGUAAGUAGAAAGAAGAAAUCUAGCCAUGUUUGAAUGUUUUUUUCUCUUCUGUGCACAAUGAUUUAUCAUUGCUCUUAGUUUGUUGUUGUUGGCAUAGGUUUUGCGAUAAGUGAUGAGGAUGAAGGACGUUUUAAUUUUUAUGAAAACGUGUAUGACUAUGUUAUGAUUGGAAUCUUCUAACACUCUAAAAAGUAUUAAUAUUAACUAUUUAUGCUGAGAAUUGCUCCCAAGUUACCAAUUCUCUCUCACAUGGACAUCAUUCUUCAUGGUUGUAGCACUCAUCUUUUGCAGAGUACAUUUUAAUAAGAAACUUGCUCUUGAUUUUUAGUAUGCUCAUUUAUUCAUGAUGAAAGUAUUUUUGAAUGGACCCAAACAAAUGUAAACAUAUAAUUAUACAUUUUACCUUAAUUUUACUGCAGUGGGCUAAAUCAGGGUCACACAGAGUGUUUCUUGGUAGUCUUAAACAAAUCUACUUUGAAACACCUCACACACAUGGUUAUGGACUUAAAAUUAAGAAGACACCUGUACCAUGUCAGAUAUAGAGUGGAUGUAUUCCAUUUUGAGUUUGCACCCCAAAAUACACUUUAUAUACAUCACAGCAGACUGAAAUAUAACAAAAACAUUUGACAUAGAAACACCGGAAUUUCAGCGUUUAAAAAAAAUAAUGUUUAUGUUUACAAAUAUUAAUAAAAUUCCACCCAUGAGGCCACUAGGUCAUUUUACUGCAAGAAAGGGCUACAUUGAUAGAAGUUAGUCUAUAAUAUUGCAAUUUUCUGAAUUAAGCUAUGGAAAUGACAAAGUAUCAAGGUGUAAUGAUUAGAAUAGGGGACUGGACUGGAAUCUUCUUUAGUGCAGUUAGUCUGAUUUCCAUGCAGGCAUUCUGUUCAAUGUUAGGUGAGUGUUAUCCUGAUGGUGUUUCUCUGCCUCUCUCUCCAGAUGGCCACCCUGCAGCAGCAGCAGAACUCUCUGAUGAGAAAGGUAAAAAGGACCCUGCCCAGCCCGCCUCCAGAGGAGAGCCCUCUCCCCAUCGUCACCCCAGCCAUGUCCCACAUGUACAGCAGCUCUCCAGGGAUGCAGCCCGAGAGGGUGCUGCCCAGGCCUGCCCAGGGGGUCACCAAGGCCGGCCUGCUGAGUGAGCUGAAGGCUGUGGAGCAAGAGUCCACCAAGCUCCGCAAGCAGCAGCAGGAGCUGGAGGAGGAGGAGAAGGAGAUUGACGCCAAGCUGCGGUACCUGGAACUGGGCAUCCAUCAGCGCAAGGAGACCUUGGUGAAGGAGAGGGAGAGGAGGGAGCUGGCCUAUAUGCGCUGCAUGGGCGACCCCCGCGACUACAUGUCAGACACUGAGCUCAAUAACCUGAGGAUGGUGGCAGCCACGGGAACGUUCGACGGUAAUGGGCUGCUGACGAGGCCCAGCACGGCGCCACUGAGCCAGUUCACCAACGACCUUGGCCAGGCCUCCCAGUACCCGCCCACCUCCUCCUACAUGGCCUAUCAGUACCCACAGAGCCAGCACACGCCCACACAGCAGCCAACCGCUGCUUACCAACAGAUCGGUUUCCAGCCCCCUCAGUAUCCAAUAGCCGGCCAGCCCCAGCCAGGCACCUUCCAGCCCCACCCACCCCAAGGCCCAGGCUACCAGCCCCAGCCAGGCUACCCAGCCCACGGGGGCUACGGCCAGCCUUCCUACCAGACAGACCUGGGCGUGCAACAGCAUGGCCACCAGGGUUUCCAGCCUCCCAACCCCUCUAUCCUGGGCCAGAAUCUCCCCUACCCAGGCCAGAGCCCCUAUCCCGGCCAGGGCAUGUCCUUCCAGCCCCAGGCUGAGAUCCUCACGGUCCACCAGAGGCCUCAUCAGACCUCUCUGGCCGACCUGGAACAGAAGCUGCCCACCAACUACGAGGUGAUCAGUAACCCUGCCGUGUCGGUGGCCACAUCAUCUCCAGACACCGGCUUUGGCUCAGUCUAUGCCUCCAACACCAUGCCCAAUGCCUAUGGGCAGUACCGCCCCCCGGAGCCAGGCCUGACCCACGGUGUGGACAGCCCCACAUCGGCCUACGCUGCAGACGGCCUCUACACCGCAAACCUGGAGCAGAACAUCCCCAGGAACUACGUCAUGAUCGACGACAUCAGCGAGCUGACCAAAGAGAACACAGGCUCAGCUGUUGACGCUCUGGGACAUCCUGUUGCAGGACGCUACGGUGAGAACGGCCCAGCGCGCCAAACUGGCUACAGCAAUGAGCCUGUGGACCCGUACAUGUCUGUAGGCACCACGGGCUACCACCAGCAGGGCGCUGUGGACCCCCGGACCAGCACCACUGUAGGUGGUGGGGGAUCUUCUUAUUACUAUGACGACUAUAAUAAACACCCCAGCACAACACGCCCAGGGGGCCCGGGGACCCAGAAACACCCAUCCAAGAGCCUGGCUCCCGCUGUUGUCUCCUCCAGUAAGCGCAGCAAGCACAGAAAGCAAGGCAUGGAGCAGAAGAUCUCCAAGUUCUCCCCCAUCGAGGAGGCACGGGACGUAGAGUCCGACCUGGCCUCUUACACCAUGACCACCUCCACCGGCGGCAGCUGCACUGUGGUGUCUCGGUCCGGGGUGAAGAAGAGCGGCUACGACCAGCAGAAGUACUAUGGUGGCCACCCGGGAAGCCGGGAAGCCCUGGAAGAGGAGGACCGGAUGUACGGCUCGGGGAGGUCCCGGUCUACGGGCUACGGCAUGGACAAGAUCUCCUCCAGGGACUCCUCCAGGAGCAAGUCCUACGAGAGGGACGCCAUGGAGCGGUCUCAGAGAGGCGGCGGCGGACGGCCCGGACUGCGCACCUAUAACUCAGAGGAGGAGAGCCCCCUCAGCUCCGUGGGGAAGCCUGUGGGGGUCGGACGAGGUGGCACCGGAGUACCAGGGGACCCCCAUGACGUGAGGAGCCAGUACGGCUCCAGCCACUCCCUGCCAGACGUCCAGGACCACCACAUGAAGGACCUGCCCAGGAGCCACGUGUACAAGCCAGAUGACCCGUAUCUCGUAGACGACCAGCAUGCUGCUGUGUCGGACAGUGAAGGUAACUGGUGCUGAAUGCCACUAACUGCCUGACUUCCUCUGUCUUUCUGUCUGCUGGAAAGAGUCUGAAUGCCAAGGGUCUUCAGAGUAGCAUGAUGGCUUCUUCUGUUUUGUGACUGUGAGUGUUGUGCCCAAUGCAUGAAACCGCAUAUGCCUAUGUUUUCUUUUUUUCUUUUUGCCUGGUGAAAACAUUUAUAUUUUUUGCGUUUUGUGAUUUUACAAGUUUUUUGCUGUUUUUUGUUUGACUUUGAAAGACUUUCCAUGUUUUUGAGACUUUGGGCCCGUCUUUUUGUCUGUCGUCUGCAUGACUUCAGUUCAGACUGCAUGUCUCUCCUCUUCUCCUCUCUACACAUGAUAAUGUGAUAUUCUUUGUUGUUCAAAAAGCCUAUCAUCUGGGUCAGGAGGAGACGGACUGGUUUGAGAAGCCGAGGGAGGCUCGCUCCAACCGCUCCAGACACCAUGGGAGCGCAGGCCACAUCUCCACUGGUAGACAACAGACCGGCGCCAACGUGAAGCACACCUACCAUGACUAUGAUGAGCCUCCCGAAGAGCAGGACCUGUGGCCUCAGGACGAGUACAACAACCAACCUCGCCACCCCUCGUCCACCUCAUCAUCCCGCGACCACCGUGGUCACCAUGGCAGCAGCGGCGGCAGCUCGGGGAGGCACUCCUCUUCCCGCCACUCCGGCGAGGAGCCUCGGUCGUCCAGCCGCUCCUCCAGAACACACCCCAAAGACCAAUCCGCCCGCUCUGAGGGCCGUGGAUCCUCCUCCACCCAGAAGAGGGGAGGCUCGGACCCACGCUCCUCCCGGGAUGGCUACCGGGACCGGGACUCUGGAGACUACUCCUCUCGUGACCCGGCCUCCGGCCACCACCGCGAGGGCACCGGUGGCAGGGGUCAGAGGCCGCCAGGCUCGUCCUCCAGGAGACAGGAAGGGGUUCCUUCUGCAGGGGCCAAGCAGGGCCAGGGGCAGCAGCCCCAGGGGGGUCCAGGUGGGCAGCAGCAACAGGGGCAGCGGUCCAGCGGGCUGCCCCAGUCAGGCAGACAGCCUGGGUCCCAGGAGCCAGACGGGGGCCAACCGUCCCAGCAGCCUGGCCAGCAGCAGCAACGAACCCAGCAGCAGCAGCAGCCCCCGCAGCAGAGCCAACCUGCUCAGACCACCACCGGGGGCCCUCAGGCCACUCCAGGCACUGCGGGGCCAGGACCCGUGGCAGGACCAAUGGCAGGACCAGGGACGGCACAACAGCAGGCUAAACCUGGCCAGACUCCGGCACAAGGCCGGCAGCCAGCCGGACCCACUGCAGGCCAGCCAACAACCACAGCCGUGAGUACACCUGAGAUGGGUUUGGUAUUUCAAGGUCUAUUGAAUUGUGCAUCCUGGCAAUAAUCAUGAAAUUACUGGGCUUAUGUAAUUUCCCUCUCUUAUUUUUCACCUCUUGGUGAACAGCUGGACAGUAACAAUUUUGUUCCCCUCUCUUUCUGUUCCGCGACAGGUGACUUCUGCAGCAGCUAUUGGGGGGGUGAAACCUGCAGCAGCGAUAGGGGGGGUGAAACCUGCAGCAGCGAUAGGGGGGGCAGCAGCAGCACAGCCACCCAAGACAGCUACACCCCCCCUCAUAGGCAUCGGUGAGACUGACACCUCUCGCACAGUCUAACACUGCAUUAAUACAUUACUGUCUUUAGACUCUCUCAAACCCAAACAGAGAAUGACAUGCUACCCAAACAGAUAAUGUCAUGUUACCCAAACAGAGAAUGACAUGCUACCCAAACAGAGAAUGACAUGCUACCCAAACAGAGAAUGACAUACUACCCAAACACAGAAUGACAUGCUACCCAAACACAGAAUGACAUGCUACCCAAACAGAGAAUGGCAUGCUACCCAAACAGAGAAUGGCAUGCUACCCAAACAGAGAAUGACAUGCUACCUAAACAGAGAAUGACAUGCUACCCAAACAGAGAAUGACAUACUACCCAAACACAGAAUGACAUGCUACCCAAACAGAGAAUGACAUACUACCCAAACAGACAUGACAUACUACCCAAACAGACAUGACAUACUACCCAAACAGACAUGACAUACUACCCAAACAGAAUGACAUACUGAGAGUGACAUACCCCCUUCGUGUCAUCUGACAGUGCUGUUGUUGUUCCUCUGCAGGCUCUAAAGCAACGCUGCCUGGAGGGAUAGGUAGCAGGCCUGGUGGGAUCGGCAGUGCAGCGGCAGGCCAGCCCCCAGCGGAGGGGGUCAACGUUCUCACCAAUAUCUUGGGAGGGGCGGGAGGGGCAGCCGAACAGGCGGGGAAACUGGGAGAUGGUAAAGCCCUGAGUACCUGAACACUGUUGCAUCCCAAAUGGUACCCUAUUCCCAUAUAGUGCACUACCUAUGGAUCCUGGUCAAAAGAAGUGCACAAUAUAGGGAAUAGGGUGCCAUUUGGGAUGCAUCCAGAUUCUGAUGUGGAAGGAAUUACUGUUAAAUAAUGACUUUUCUUCUGUAUGGUGUGUGUGUGUCUCAGUCGUUGAUGUUCUUUCUUAGUCAUUGAACAUAAUACAAACAUAAUAUAAUAUAUAAUAUAAUAUGCCAUUUAGCAGACGCUUUUAUCCAAAGCGACUUACAGUCAUGCGUGCAUACAUUUUUAUGUAUGGGUGGUCCCGGGGAUCGAACCCACUACCUUGGCGUUACAAGCGCCGUGCUCUACCAGCUGAGCUACAGAGGACCCGUCAUUUGAUGUACACCCCUUCUACAGAAUAUUCUGUGAAAAGGACUAAUGUACUAA